Molecule: messenger RNA, 1917 nt
Organism: Petromyzon marinus (sea lamprey)
Lineage: Eukaryota; Metazoa; Chordata; Hyperoartia; Petromyzontiformes; Petromyzontidae
Gene: KLHL30
Product: kelch like family member 30
Molecular function (GO): protein binding
Source: RefSeq, a predicted model, not a curated record
CACUGUCAUCACCACCACCGCCACCACCGUCACCACCACUGUCACCACCACCGUCACCACCAUCACCGCCGCCGCGAUGUUGCGCGACGUGGACGACCUCGAGUUCGAGGCGCCGUCGCACUGCGCCCUCGUCAUGUCCGGCCUGCGCGCCGAACGCUUCGACCCCAAGCUGAGCGACGUCGCCCUGGAGGCGGCGGGGCGCCGCUACCCGUGCCACCGCGCCGUGCUGGCGCUCUGCAGCCCCUUCUUCAGGGCCAUGUUCUGCGGAGAGUUCCGGGAAAGCUUCUCGGCAGUGGUGCCGCUUCCCCAGGCCGACCCGGCCGCCCUGGAGCAGCUGGUGGACUUCGCCUACACGGGGAGGUUGACCAUCAACCAGGACAACGUGGAGACGCUGACCGCGCUGGCGGGACGCCUCCAGUUCUCGUCCGUGCGAGAGGUGUGCAGUCGCUACCUGCAGCAGCAGAUCUCGGCCGCGAACUGCCUGGGCAUCGGCCUGUUCGCCGAGGCCCACGCCUGCCCUGAGGUGGCGGCCAAGGCCGGGGCCUACGCCCUCAACAACUUCGGGGCGGUGGUGGCCGAGGAGGAGUUCGGGGAUCUGAGCUGCGACUCGCUGCUCCAGCUGCUGUCGGACCAGCGGCUGCAGGAUCGCGAGGACCCCGCGCUGCUGCUGGGCGCCGCCCUGAGCUGGGUGCGGAGGGACCCCGCGUGUCGCAGCCCCCACCUGGGGGCCCUGCUGGGCGCCGUGAGGCUCGGCGCCCAGCGGGGGGCCGGCCCCUCGUGCAGGGCGCUGCUCCAGGACCCCCUGCUGCAGGGGGACCCCUCCUGCAGGGCGCUCCUCGCCGACGUCGCAAUGGACUUCGACGACACGCAGGCCACCGACGCUGACCAGGGCGAGGGGCAUCACGCUGCUCCUCAGGGGGGCUGCCCCCCCCAGGACCGCGAGGUGCUGGUGGUGAUCGGGGGGCGAGCGCUGCAGGAGGACGAAGAGGAGGAAGAGGAGUGGGGGGACGCGGCGCCCUCCAGGAACGCCGCCUUCUACGAGCCCACUUCGCGAACUUGGCGUCUGCUGCCGGACUUCCCCGAGUACAACAAGUGGGGCUUCUCGGUGUGCGCCCUCAACAACAGCGUAUACGUCACAGGGGGGUCACGCGGCUCCAUGCAGGACAGCUGGUCGACCACGCACGUGUGGCGCCUGAACCCCUCCGUGCGGAUCUGGGAGCCUGCGACCCCGAUGCUCAAACCGCGCACGAACCACUGCACCGCGGCGCUCAACGGCGACCUCUACGCGAUAGGAGGUACGGCGUCGGGCGUGGUGGAGGCGGAGCGCUACGAACCGUACAGCGCCGUGUGGUCGCCGGUGCCGGCGCCGCCGCGCUUCGUCAGCAACUUCACGGCGAGCGGGUGCCGGGGCCGCCUCUACCUGGUGGGGUCGUGCGCCGCCAAGUACAACGCCCUCGCCCUACAGAGAUACAGCCCCAUCACGGACUGCUGGAGCGUGGUGGCAUCACCCUUCAUCCCGCGGUACCUCUCCUCCCCGCGCUGCGUCACAAUGGACGAUGUCAUCUACCUGCUGGCCGACAACACCAAGAAGACGUACCUGUACGACCCCGACGCCAACAUGUGGCGCAAGGUGCAGCUGAAGCACAGCCUGCACGAGAACGGGGGGCUGGCGGUGGUGGGGGGCCGUCUCUACGUGACGGGCGGCCACUGGCAGGGCCUCGAGGGCCUCUACCGCGUGCUCAUGGAGUCGUGCGAGGCGCGGCUCCGCGCGGCCACGUGGAGCCGCGAGGGGGCGCUGCCCCGCGCGUGGCUCUUCCACGACGCCUGCGCCGUCUUCGUCAACGUGGCCGCGUGGCCCCACGUGCUCCUACACGUGGGGCCCGAGCAGAGCGGCUGACGGCCGCGGUGGCUGGGGGG